AUGGCGGGCGACCGUCCCCUUCCCGGCAGCCUCCCUCGGGGUAGGGAGCGCGUCAUUUCCGGCAAGCACUGCAACUUCGACUCGGAGGAGAGGAGUAGCUGGUACUGGGGGCGGUUGAGCCGACAGGAGGCGGUGGCGCUGUUGCAGGGCCAGCGGCACGGGGUGUUCCUGGUGCGGGACUCGAGCACCAGCCCCGGGGACUAUGUGCUCAGCGUGUCCGAGAACUCGCGCGUCUCCCACUACAUCAUCAACAGCAGCGGCCCGCGCCCGCCGGUGCCACCGUCGCCCGCUCAGCCUCCGCCCGGCAAGCACUGCAACUUCGACUCGGAGGAGAGGAGUAGCUGGUACUGGGGGCGGUUGAGCCGACAGGAGGCGGUGGCGCUGUUGCAGGGCCAGCGGCACGGGGUGUUCCUGGUGCGGGACUCGAGCACCAGCCCCGGGGACUAUGUGCUCAGCGUGUCCGAGAACUCGCGCGUCUCCCACUACAUCAUCAACAGCAGCGGCCCGCGCCCGCCGGUGCCACCGUCGCCCGCUCAGCCUCCGCCCGGGGUGAGCCCCUCCAGACUCCGGAUAGGAGAUCAAGAGUUUGAUUCAUUGCCUGCUUUACUGGAAUUCUACAAAAUACACUAUUUGGACACUACAACAUUGAUAGAACCAGUUUCCAGAUCUAGGCAGAGUAGUGGAGUGAUUCUCAGGCCAGAGGAGGCAGAGUAUGUGCGAGCCCUCUUUGACUUUAAUGGGAAUGAUGAAGAAGAUCUUCCCUUUAAGAAAGGAGACAUCCUGAGAAUCCGGGAUAAGCCUGAAGAGCAGUGGUGGAAUGCGGAGGACAGCGAAGGAAAGAGGGGGAUGAUCCCAGUCCCUUACGUGGAGAAGUAUAGACCUGCCUCCGCCUCAGUAUCGGCCCUGAUUGGAGGUAACCAGGAGGGUUCCCACCCACAGCCACUGGGUGGGCCGGAGCCUGGGCCCUAUGCCCAACCCAGCGUCAACACUCCGCUCCCUAACCUCCAGAAUGGGCCCAUUUAUGCCAGGGUUAUCCAGAAGCGAGUCCCUAAUGCCUACGACAAGACAGCCUUGGCUUUGGAGGUCGGUGAGCUGGUAAAGGUUACGAAGAUUAAUGUGAGUGGUCAGUGGGAAGGGGAGUGUAAUGGCAAACGAGGUCACUUCCCAUUCACACAUGUCCGUCUGCUGGAUCAACAGAAUCCCGAUGAGGACUUCAGCUGAGUAUAGCUCAACAAACAGUUUUGCUGACAGAUGGGAACAAUUUUUCUUUCCUCCCCCAGUUGACAUCUAUACAAUUUUCUUACAGGUAUCAAAACAGUCUAGUUUAUGUAAGCAUUCUGUUACCUGUGAUCUUUUUUAGAUUGAACUACUCCAUUCCUACUCUUAUUUACCAUGUUCAGGGUACGAAACUGGAGGGCUUGUAUGGUUAACUUCUGAAUUGGCAAUUUUUGAUGAUAUUGGUCCUGCCUGUAUCAGAAGGGAUAGGUAUCUUGCCUCCUUUCAGGCAGUGGAGAUCAGCUUGUGGAAAACUGAUGAACACUGCUUACCCUGAAUUGUUCAGUAGUUCUUUCAUUCUGAAAUCAUGCUAUCAAAUGUUCCCUUCCACCCCAUUAAGUAAUGCACCAUGUGAAUAGUAUCCAGUGGGAUUGCAUUUUCAUUUAUGGAACAUGACCAUUGUAUGACAUUUCAAAUCCUGAGAAAGUUCUGAACACUACUAGAAGCAUUUGUCUUCCUUCCCAGUCAUUGCUUCAAGCUUUUUCUUAGGAUUCUUUCAACUCUUACAUUCUCUUCCUUCAGACCUACAAGCAGGUUAAUUCUUAAGGUAAUGUGUGUUUUUUUUC
Molecule: messenger RNA, 1841 nt
Organism: Dipodomys ordii (Ord's kangaroo rat)
Lineage: Eukaryota; Metazoa; Chordata; Mammalia; Rodentia; Heteromyidae
Gene: Crk
Product: v-crk avian sarcoma virus CT10 oncogene homolog
Exons: 5
Coding region: 1-1221 (406 amino acids)
Molecular function (GO): protein binding
Source: RefSeq, a predicted model, not a curated record